AUGUCGCUUCAAUCGGCCUGUUGUGGCGACGCCCGAGCCAAAAUGUCUCCUCCCACAACUGAGGUGACGCCACACAACCUCUCAGGCGUUUUGGAGGGGAUCAAUGAUGGCUUAGGUACUUUGCUCCACCUCGUCCAGCAAUGCUGUUCAGAGCAGCAGCAGCUGAAGAACCUGGCCAUUAUCAAUCGGGAAAUGAUGCUGCGGCAAGAGAGGCAGUUGAAAGAGAUAAAUGAGGAGCAUUGGCACCGGCGCAAGGGUGAGGUCACCUUUGCAGAGGACAAUCAAGAGGAUGAGGAUAAGGAGACGGACAAAGAGCAUGAAGUACAAUUGAGCCCAAGAUGCGAGGUGACAAGAUCGUUUGGACCACAAUGUCGCAGAGUUCAGUUGACUCAAGUUGCCCAAGUGGCUUUGGAAUUGCCAAAAGAAGAGCCAGCAGCCACUUUGAAUGUCUGUCAGAAAGGUUCUGAGGCCGGCCGCAUGGGCAAAGCUAUCACGUCGCGAAGCUCUCCUCGAUUUGGUCAGAGGUUCGUCACCAACGAAGAAUCCCAAGACUCCGUCACCUUCCAGAUUGCAGGCCUAGCUUCCACGGCAUCACCUCGAAGAACAAUGGCACGCUCUGCGAGGCAAAUGGCUAGCAGCACUGCUCUUGGCCGUUACUUCUUCGACCAGUUCUUCGAUGCGAUUGAGCUCUUCGCGCAGUGCAGGGAGCCGGAGAGAACGGGAAUGCUGGCCAAUAUCGUGAAUAGCAAUCGAUUUGGAGGUCUUUGCAUGUUGGUGAUCCUGUUAAAUGCCAUUCUCAUCUCCUACAUGUCCGACCAAGAAAUGAAGAGCCCAGGUGCUCCAACACCGUAUGCAUUGAUGAUGAUUGAAUUGGGCUUUGCUUGCUUCUAUGCUGUCGAGAUCCUCUUGAAGUUGGCAGUUCAUCGACUCUAUUUCUUCAUCAAUGACGACAUGCGCUGGAAUAUUUUUGACCUAGCACUGGUCAUUUUCUCCGGAGUUGAGAUCACCUCCUCCUUCAUUCUGGUGUCUGAAGGAGUUGCCAACGAGGGUAUGAACCUUACCUUCUUGCGCUUGCUGCGCCUCUGCAAGAUAGCGAAGGUGUAUAGCAAUGCUAUUUUUUGUAAUGUUUAUUUUUUCCUUGCUGCUGGUGCAAGGCUUGGCAGACUAUCUGGGGCAGUAUGCAAGGGACAACGGAGCACAAAGCCUGGAAGAUCCCCAUGUAGGUGA
Durusdinium trenchii is the source of this 1227-nucleotide messenger RNA. The record is from the annotation of a GenBank genome assembly. Lineage: Eukaryota; Dinophyceae; Suessiales; Symbiodiniaceae.